This is a messenger RNA of Thecamonas trahens ATCC 50062, 876 nucleotides long. RefSeq names its product TatD family Hydrolase. Bases 1 to 876 code for a protein of 291 amino acids. The record is from RefSeq and is a predicted model, not a curated record. Gene Ontology annotation, molecular function: hydrolase activity, acting on ester bonds. Gene Ontology annotation, cellular component: cytosol. The transcript is spliced from 2 exons. Lineage: Eukaryota; Apusomonadida; Apusomonadidae.
AUGAGCUCGGUCCCGUCCCAGCUCUGGGUCGACGUCUGCGCCAACUUGAGCAACCGCGAGUUUGCCGACGACCUCGACGAUGUGGUGGCGGCUGCAGUCGAGGUGGGUGUUACCGGCGUGGUCAUGCCGGCGUCGGACCUGGCCGACGCGCGGCGGAUCGAGGCCAUCGCAGGGUCGCUGCCUAAUGAGAUGUGGUGCGCGACCCCGGUCGGAGUCCACCCGUGGGCGGUGAGCGAGGAGCUGCUGGCAAGCGAUGGGAGUGGUGAUCUCGAUGCGGGCUGUGCGAGCGAGAUGAUCGAGCUGGUGACCGGCGCCGCGAGCUCGCGGAGCGCGUGGAUCGGCGAGAUCGGGCUUGACUACUGCGACGGAUGUCCGGCGGAUCGAGAGGUCCAGCGUCGCGCCUUUCGGGCGCAGCUGAGACUGGCAUUUACCCACGGGUGGCGGGUGUACUUGCACUGCCGGGAUGCGUUUGAUGACUUUGUGGCCGACCUGAGCGACGAGGCGAAGGCGGCCGGCGUGCCGAUCUCGGGCAUCCUACACUGCUUCACCGGAUCGUCGACUCAGGCGGCGGCGCUGGUCGAUCUCGGCCUGCACAUCGGAGUGACCGGCAUGGCGACGGCUAAAGGCCGCCUUGGCCGCGAGCUACGCGAGGCAAUCGUUGCUGCGGUCCCGCUUACCUCGCUGAUGGUGGAGACCGACGCGCCAUGGCUCCUGCCGCGAAUCAAGAGCGUACAAAAGGCCGCCAAAGACGGCAAGCGCAACGAGCCGCGGUUUCUACCGGCGCUGGCGGCACCGCUGGCGGCGGCGUACGGGGUGGCGCUCGACGAGUUUGCGCGACAGACGACAGCCAACGCCGAGGCGCUAUUCCGGCGAUGA